CAGCACCCCCCCCCACCUUCCCCGGGUCCGUUCCCGAGCCACGCUCUCGUCUUCUUCGAAGUCGCAGUGUUUCAGUCGGUUGUCAUGGCGGAGGGACGUGGCGAUCUACCGCCGCUUCAGCCGCCGCUUCAGCUCGCUUCGCCGCCGGCCAGCAAGCGGCCGUGUCUGCGUCCCGCUCCGCGAGGUCCAGGUCCAGGGCCCGGGACAGGACUUUCUAGCGGGCGUCCUCGCUGCCCGGAAUCGUUGCUGGACUGCGCCGCCAAGGCCGUAGCGGAGAAGUGGGCCUUCGAGCGGGUGGAGGAGCGUUUCGAGAGGAUCCCCGAACCCGUUCAGCGCCGCAUCGUCUUCUGGUCCUUCCCGAGGAACGAGCGGGAGAUAUGCAUGUACUCGUCGUUUCAGUGCCGCGCCGCGGCCGAGGAGUCUCCGUCUGCUGCGGGGAGCUCCGCCGCGUCCGCCGGAUCCGCUGGAGGUCCUGGAGCAGCGUCCACCCCGGCGGGCAGCUCGAGCUCCGCGGGCGCUGGCGCGAGCGCAGGCGCUGACGGACUCCCUUUCCGGCGCGGGAUCCGCCUUUUGGAAAUGGGCUGUGUGGAAAACGUCCUGCAAGUCGGUUUCCACCUUAGCGGAACAGUAACAGAACCAGCCACGCACUCGGAACCUGAGGUGACGCACCGCGUGGCCAUCAGCUUUGACCGCUGCAAGAUCACGUCAGUGACAUGCGGCUGCGGGAACCGCGAUAUCUUUUACUGCGCCCAUGUGGUGGCCCUGUCGCUGUACCGCAUCCGGCGGGCCGAGCAAGUGAAGCUGCGGCUCCCCAUCUCCGAGACGCUCUUCCAGAUGAACCGGGACCAGCUGCAGAAACUGGUGCAGUAUCUGAUCACGGCGCACCACACCGAAGUGCUGCCCACGGCGCAGAAACUUGCCGACGAGAUCCUGUCCUCCAACUCGGAGAUCAACCAAGUGCACGGGGCCCCAGACCCCACGGCAGGAGCCAGUAUAGAUGAUGAUAACUGCUGGCACCUGGAUGAGGAGCAGGUACGCGAGCAGGUCAAGCAGUUCCUCUCACAGGGAGGCUACUACGGCUCCGGAAAGCAACUCAACUCCAUGUUCGCCAAGGUGCGGGAGAUGCUGCGCAUGCGGGACUCGAACGGAGCGCGCAUGCUCACCCUUAUCACAGAGCAGUUUAUGGCUGACCCUCGUCUGUCGCUAUGGCGACAGCAGGGCACGGGGAUGACUGACAAGUGCCGGCAGCUAUGGGACGAACUGGGUGCAUUGUGGGUGUGCAUUGUGCUGAACCCUCACUGUAAGAGCGAGGAGAAGAGCGCAUGGCUCAAACAGCUCAAGAAGUGGAGCGACAUGGAUAUCUGCCCGCUGGAGGACGGCAACUACGGCAGCGAGCUUCCCAACAUCACCAACGCCCUGCCCCAGAGCAACCUGGCACAUGACUCGUUGGCCAGGCCAAGGCGAACGGUGUUUACCCGUGCCAUGGAGGCGUGUGACCUGCACUGGCAGGACAGCCACCUGCAGCGAAUCAUCAGCAGUGAUUUCUACGUCUCGCCCGCUUACCAGAGAGAGGGAGAGAACCUGCUGUUUAACCCACAAGGCCUGCCACUAUGGCUGGAUCAUGUGCCUACUGCAUGUGCCAGGGUGGAUGCCCUGCGUUCCCACGGUUACCCGAGAGAAGCCCUGCGAUUGGCCGUAGCCAUCAUCAACACUCUCCGGCUGCAGCAACAGAGGCAGCUGGACAUUUACAAACACCAAAAGAAAGAGCUGCUGCAGAGAGGAAUGACCAGCACUACCAAUCUGGAGGGCUGGGUGGGUCACCCGCUCGACCCCAUCGGCUGCCUUUUCGCCACUCUAACGGAGACGUGUCGAGUGGAAGACGACAGCGCCAUGGAUACCGGAGAUUCCGGUGAUCCCAAACCCCCGGUGUAUCAGCACGUGCCCGUGUGGGGCUGCCCAGAUGCUAGCGAGUCGUACCUAGCCUUGGCGCUGGAGGUAGCACUGAUGGGAAUGGGCCAGCAGAGAUUGAUGCCCGAGGGUUUGUACGCCCAGGACAAGGUGUGUCGUAACGAAGAGCAGAUUGUCGCCAAACUGCAGGAGCUGGAGCUGGACGAGCUGCUGGUGCACACACUCCGUAAACAGGCCAUGCUUCUGCUGGAAGGCGGUCCCUUCAGCGGCCUGGGCGAAGUGAUCCACAGAGAAAGCGUCCCCAUGCACACGUUUGCUAAGUACCUGUUCACAGCGCUCCUUCCUCAUGACACAGACCUGGCUUACAAGAUCGGCUUGAGGGCCAUGAGGUUGCCUGUGCUGGAGUCCACAGCUCCGUCAGGCGACGUAGGUCAUCCACACCACGGCAUCUCCAUCGUGCCGAGCAGAUACCCACGCUGGUUCACCCUCGGGCACCUGGAGUCCCAGCAGUGUGAGCUGGCAUCAACCAUGCUGACCGCAGCUAAGGGAGACAUGCUGAGACUCCGCACGGUCCUUGAGGCCAUCCAGAAAAACAUCCACUCCUCCUCACUCAUCUUCAAAUUGGCUCAAGAUGCGUUCAAGAUCGCUACGCCUGCAGACAGCCCACCUGACAUCACGCUGCUCAACGUAGCCCUGGAGCUCGGCCUUCAGGUUAUGAGGAUGACCCUGUCCACGCUGAACUGGAGACGCAGAGAGAUGGUACGCUGGCUCGUCACCUGCGCUACUGAAGUCGGUCUGCGGGCUCUGGUCAGUAUACUACAGAGCUGGUACACACUGUUCACACCCACUGAGGCUACGAGUAUUGUCGCUGCAGCGGUCAUGUCUCACGGCACAGCGCUGCGUCUCAGUCUGGACUAUGGGCAGCGCGAGGAACUGGCGAGUUGCGCCCGAACGCUCGCACUGCAGUGCGCCAUGAAGGACCCGGCCAACUGUGCCUUGUCUGCGCUCACGCUCUGCGAGAAGGAGCAUGUGGCUUUCGAGACGGCCUACCAGAUCGCAGUGGACGCAGCGGCAACGGCUAUGACGCAUGCGCAGCUGUUCACCAUCGCGCGAUACAUGGAGCACCGCGGCUACCCAUUGCGUGCCUUCAAGCUGGCGUCGUUAGCCAUGGCUCAUGUGAGUCUGGCGUACAACCAGGACACGCAUCCGGCCAUCAACGAUGUCCUGUGGGCGUGCGCUCUCAGCCACUCCCUGGGCAAGAACGAGCUGGGCGCCAUGGUCCCGUUGGUGGUGAAGGGCGUGCGCUGCGCCACCGUGCUCUCGGACAUCCUGCGCCGCUGCACGGUGACGGCACCCGGGCUGGCCGGUAUCCCCGGUCGCCGCAGCUCAGGCAAGCUCAUGAGCACGGACAAGGCGCCACUGCGCCAACUGCUGGACGCCGCCAUCGGCGCAUACAUCAGCACCACACAUUCGCGCCUCACGCACAUCAGCCCACGCCACUACGGCGAGUUCAUUGAAUUCCUCGGCAAAGCGCGCGACACCUUCCUGAUGGCGCACGAUGGCCAUGUGCAGUUUUCCCAGUUUAUCGACAACCUCAAGCAGAUCUACAAGGGGAAGAAGAAGCUCAUGAUGCUCGUGCGCGAGCGAUUCGGCUGAGGAGACUCGAAAGGACUCCCCACUCACUCCUUCGUUAUUUAAGGCAUUAUUUUCUUCCUGUAUAUUCCGAGUAUCCUGUAUUUUUAUUUUGUAUUUUUUAGUUUGAUACAGUUUGCGUUCGGUGAACGACCGACGUUUACGGAUUUGUCAGAACCUGUGGAGGCCAGAACAACCUUUUGAUUUCGGCUUAUGCUCGCUUUAGUUUAAUACAGAUGCAGAAGUGGCACAUAAAGAGAAACCAAAUGAUGGGCGGAGUAUUUUGAGCCUUUUCCAUCGUGGUGAUUGGUGGUUCUUAUUAUUCUUUUAUUUCUGGUUUUUCGGCAAAGAGCUUGAACGCUCGAAACAGUCAUUCCGAAAAAGAAAGAAAGAAAAAAAAACACUCGCACACAGUGUUACAGUCAUACCUCGGUCGUAUUUUAAGGAACAGCUUUAACAGGGUGAGGCUUGAGGCCUUGUUCCCGGGGGUAGAGCGGAAAAGAAAACUAGCUGAAAUAUCGGGGUGUUCCUCAUCAGUCUACGUAAACCCAGGAAUCAGACCAUGAAGCCAUGAACGCCACCCUCCCCCUCUCCCCUCUGUCCACUCCUCUUGGUUUGUCUUUUCCCUUUUUUCUCUAAUUUUGGGAAGAAAAAGAGAUUUAAGGGAACGUAAGUGAGAGAGCCACGCCUCCACACCUGAGAAGAGCACAGGGUUUCCUUCUCCGCCUGAAUCUGAACAAAAACCUCAAAAGAUGGCUUUACUGUUUUUGUUGUUGGGGGGGGGUAUGGGUAUGCAGACAGAGAUUUGUGUAAGGUCAAAGCUUAGCAUUAUCAUGCAUGCAAUGCAAUGCUUCAGCAAAAGAUUUUCCGCCGCCUAUUGGGGUAACGUUUGACAGAAAAGAAUCAGAAACAAAACAGUUAGUAAAUGUAGUUGUGUUGUAAUACAAGCACUUGAUUGACUCCGCCCCUUUCUGGUCUGCAUUAAUAAGUAUAUUAACCUAGCAUUAAGCAAAAUUCGGUGAGAUUAAAAUGCAAGAGGACAAAAAACAUCGUCCAGAUGCCCCGACCCAAUACCCCCCCCCUCCCCUUCGACCGACCCUCCUCACGCGCCCAGCUCCCAACACUUAGAAUGCACUCGGCGGCUACGAAUGGAAGGAAACCUGGAGAGAAAGGACAAAAUGCUCAACUCAGUUCUCAGGGAAUCACUUAAAGAAACGAAACAAAAAAAAUAGUAGCAUAAGCAUUUAAGAUAUUGUAAAUAUGAAAGUGUCAAUUCAAAAAAUUGUAAAGUUAUAAUUAUUUAUGAUAACUGUAUGGUUUCUUUAGUUUUUUUGUUUGUUUGUUUGUUGUUGUUUUCUUUUCGGAUACUUGAAUUUGUCGCGGGCUGGGAAUGUGACGGCAGAAAGACUUUAAAAAAAAAAAAAAAACAUUUCUCAGGUGCUCCUGUGAACAGUUCCUUAUUUUUCUCCUUUUAUUUCUGAGUUCUUUUUGUACACUGAUUUUAUUUUUAUUUUUUUGCAAGAGAAGCAUGGUGUGUAUAAAAACAAACCGAAGGGAAGAAAGAAAAGGAAGAACAGCCGUUGAACUGACUAUGCAGAACCACUUCCUGAUUUUAUUUUAUUUAUUUUUUUUUUUUUUUUCUUGAACCCUCUUUUUGGGAACGGACACUUUUAGGACUUUUGCCUUUCGAGUGACUUGCAUAUGUCUUUUUCGAUUUUAUUUUAUUUUUUUUUACUUUGAAGCCUUAUCAUCUUCUUCUCAGAGUGAUGUAGGAGGAGGAGGAGGAAGAAAGAUUGCAGAAGGAUGCUAAAAAAAAACGGAGGCAUGUGCCGAUCUCACACGCUCGUAUCCCGACGUCCGUUUUCAAAGCUCACUGCAUUAAAAUGGGGAAAAAAAUGAGUCAGAAUUAAUCUUUAAUCGGAAAAGCAAUUUGGUCUACAGUUUUUGUUUUAGUUUAAACGUUCACAGAAAUGUUUGGGGUUGAUUUUUUUAAAAUUAAGAAAGCAUACGCUGCCUCGCAACAUCACACCGACAUUAAUGGCUGGCCAAAUCUGUUUUUUUAUUUCAUUUAAUUUUAUUUUAUUUUUAUAUUUUCUGAUUGAUUUUUAAUCAUUUUAAUUUUAAUAAUGUUUUAAAAAAAAUUUUUAAAAUACAUUUUUGGCACAUGCCUGGUCGGAACCCACUGGCUGUAUUAUUAUUAUUAUUAUUAUUAUUUCUAUUAUUAUUAUUAUUAUUAUUAUUAUCAUUAUUAUUAUUAUUAUUAUUAUCAUUAUUAUGUAGGGAAUUAAAAAGAAGCGCUGUUUUGAUAUGAUGUUGCCUUGAGACUUUGGAAAGAUGCCGUUCUGGCUUCAUGACUAUUUUUGUUUUUACUUCUUUUCCAGAUCCUUUCGAUUAGCCACAAAAAAAGGUCACGUUAAAUUUUUUACAUUUUUUAAAAUUUUUUAUAAGGUGAUAAACCUUCUACAGCCUUUCUCCUUCGAUUGGUCCGGUGUGAUCUGGAGCUUCGGGUGUCAAUGCGAGCAGAUGUUUUGCAGGUUUAAAGAAUUUUAAAGAAUUAAAAUUUACCUUUUAUCCCCCCUCUUGACCAAUGCAGGAUGAUCAUAGCUGCCUGCUUCUACAAACUUCAUGCAUCUUUCGUAGCUCCCCUUGCUGAUCCAGCAACAUUGCAAAUGACAGGAUUCCUGUGGCUCUGAGUUUUUACUUUCUACAGUUUUUAUUUCCUCUCUCUCUCUCUCUCUCUCUCUCUUUCUCUCUCUCUUUCCCAUAACUCUUUAAGUGUCUAUAUGUGUUGACUGUACCAGUGUUUUUUCGGAUCUGUCCCUAGAGUUUAGAAGGAAAAAAUAAUAAUAAUCGCUGGUAGAGAUUGUUCACUAGUUCAUCUACUUUUGAGUUUUGAGUUCUGGUUUUUCUUUCUUUCAUUUUUAAUUUAAGGGAAAUAAAAAAGUGUUUGUCACCUCUCCGUGCUACUGAAUUAUGAAAAAAGGUAUCCAGUAUUUGUUGCCACAAAAGUAUAGUUCGACGACGUUUUUUUUUUUUGUUUGUUUUUGUUUUGUUUUUGUUUGUGCAACCUCUUGAGCUAAUGUCUAUAAACAAAAAUUUAUUACUAUUUAUGUAAUGCUACUACCAUUUUAUAUGAUUUGUGUUGAAUUUCAGUGCUUUUUCUAUGAAUAAAGUGUGAAACACG
Hemibagrus wyckioides is the source of this 6724-nucleotide messenger RNA. RefSeq names its product zinc finger, SWIM-type containing 5 (gene zswim5). The transcript is spliced from 14 exons. Bases 85 to 3564 code for a protein of 1159 amino acids. The record is from RefSeq and is a predicted model, not a curated record. Lineage: Eukaryota; Metazoa; Chordata; Actinopteri; Siluriformes; Bagridae. Gene Ontology annotation, cellular component: Cul2-RING ubiquitin ligase complex.